GAUUGACUCGCAGAGAAUCGCUUGGUUGCCUGAGCCUAAAAGUGACAGCGAUAUUUUACAUGUUUGGAUGCAACGCAGGAAAAAGCAGCGAAACAAGAAAUAAUAAAGCGAUAUAACUACACGAACCACUCACCAUGGAGUCGUAUGACAUCAUAGCUAACCAGCCUGUUGUCAUUGAUAAUGGUUCAGGCGUCAUCAAAGCUGGCUUCGCCGGAGACCAGAUCCCCAAAUACUGCUUCCCAAACUAUGUGGGACGUCCCAAGCAUGUACGGGUGAUGGCGGGUGCCCUCGAGGGCGACCUCUUCAUUGGCCCAAAAGCUGAGGAGCACAGGGGGUUGCUGUCAGUGAGGUAUCCUAUGGAACACGGCAUUGUGAAGGACUGGAAUGAUAUGGAGCGUAUCUGGCAGUACGUGUACUCCAAGGAGCAGCUGCAGACCUUCUCUGAGGAGCAUCCUGUGCUUCUCACAGAGGCGCCCUUGAACCCCAGUAAGAACCGGGAGCGGGCGGCCGAGGUGUUCUUCGAGACCUUCAACGUACCGGCCCUCUUCAUCUCGAUGCAGGCCGUCCUCAGCCUGUACGCCACGGGGCGAACGACGGGUGUGGUUCUGGAUGCGGGCGACGGGGUGACCCACGCCGUGCCGAUCUACGAGGGCUUCGCCAUCCCGCACUCCAUCAUGCGCGUGGACAUCGCCGGCCGUGACGUCUCCCGCUACCUGCGCCUGCUGCUACGAAAGGAGGGCUACGACUUCCACACCUCCGCCGAGUUCGAGGUGGUGCGCACCAUCAAAGAGAGGGCGUGCUACCUGUCCCUGAACCCCCAGAAGGACGAGACCCUGGAGACGGAGAAGGCGCAGUACACCCUCCCAGACGGCAGCACGCUGGAUAUCGGACCAGCUCGCUUCCGUGCCCCAGAGCUGCUGUUCCGGCCGGACCUGAUUGGGGACGAGAGUGAGGGCAUCCACGAGGUGCUGGCCUUCGCCAUCCAGAAGUCAGACAUGGACCUGAGACGCACCCUCUUCUCCAACAUUGUGCUGUCCGGGGGCUCCACGCUCCUCAAAGGGUUUGGGGAUCGCUUGUUAAGUGAAGUGAAGAAGCUGGCACCCAAAGAUGUUAAAAUUAAGAUCUCUGCACCGCAGGAGAGAUUGUACUCCACAUGGAUUGGGGGCUCCAUCCUGGCCUCGCUGGACACCUUUAAGAAGAUGUGGGUCUCCAAGAAGGAAUACGAGGAAGACCGUGCCCGUGCCAUCCACAGAAAGACCUUCUAACCUGGGACAGGGUGCACUGAGUCCCCCCCACCCCACAC
Messenger RNA from Megalops cyprinoides (Indo-Pacific tarpon), 1303 nucleotides. It is a transcript of the gene actr1, whose product is annotated as actin related protein 1, centractin. Lineage: Eukaryota; Metazoa; Chordata; Actinopteri; Elopiformes; Megalopidae. The record is from RefSeq and is a predicted model, not a curated record. Bases 135 to 1265 code for a protein of 376 amino acids. The transcript is spliced from 11 exons.